GAAGGUACAAGAGCACCCUGACUCACGAAGAGUACUAGGCUAUAUCCGACAGGGUUGUUUAGUUGUUCACUUUUAUCGUAGUAAAACAAAUCGGGGACAAACAAUCUAUACAGACAUUAAUUCCAUACGACUGGAUUUCAAAGGAAUACAAAGGGUUUUUUCUGGAUAUUGUUUCGGUUUCUACGAAAAAGCUACGGAAAACUUUGUCAGCUCUUUUCCUGACUGAACUACAGUGCAGCACAAUGUGUGAUCUUAGUAUGGACCAAGUGACCCCCUUCUCUGUUGGCUGCCGCUCUGUUUUGAAGCGUCAGCCGGCCUUUGAUGUGUUUGAAGACACCAUGUCUCUCUUCUCGGGGUACUGCUUCCCUUCUGAGGGGGAGCAGUCUGCCCAGGAGGUGCCCACAGGCCUGGACUCUUAUGAUCUAGGCCCCUGCACGGUGCCACUCCUGACCCCCUGCAGCAAAGCCGUGAUGAGCCAGGCGCUGAAGGACAGCUUCAGUGGGUUUGCCAAGGUGCAACAUCGCUGUGGGAUCUCCAACAACCCCCGCACCUGGAGCAAGCCUCAUGUGAUCCAGUGGCUGAACUGGGCAGCCAGUGAGUUCAGCCUGUCCAACAUCAACUUCUUCAAAUUCAACAUGAAUGGACAUGAGCUCUGUGACCUGGGCAAGGAGCGCUUCCUGGACCUGGCACCAGACUUUGUGGGUGACAUCCUCUGGGAGCACUUGGAUCAGAUGAUGAAAGAUUGCCAGGAGAAAGAAGAGUCCCAGAACCUCAGUAGCACUGUGCCUUCAGCGUCCGGCUGGUUGACCAACAACUCAGUCGGCUUCAGCAUGGAGGAAACCAACUGCUCUCUUCAAGUGCCCGACUGCACCAGCAGCCUUUUGAGGGAGCUCUUUGAGACCCCAGACAGGGCCACGCUCCUCAGCCCAGAGCCGAAGUACCCCAUUUUCUCCAAGCCCCAGUUGCACACCGUCAGCGUCAGCUACAUGCCCAUUACCCAGGACUUCUCCAGAAGCAGCCAAGGGACUGGACUUUGCAAACCAUUCUCUUCCCACGACCAGAGUUCCAUGGAGAGCGUGGAUAGCUUUGAUGGCACCGAGUCUCUGCUUCGCUCUUGGGGCAGCCAGUCUUCCCUGGCUGACAUGCAGCGAGUCCCCUCCCAUGACAGCUUUGAGGAUGACUUUGCCUCAGUGCCUCUGACCGUGGGAAAGCAGGGUCUGUCUUUCAAAGACUACGUGCAGGAGAGGAAUGAACCAGUGGAGACAGGCAAGCCUGUCAUCCCUGCUGCAGUGCUGGCUGGAUUCACGGGUAGUGGCCCAAUCCAGCUGUGGCAGUUCCUGCUGGAGCUUCUAACGGAUAAAACAUGCCAGCCCAUCAUCAGCUGGACCGGAGAUGGCUGGGAGUUCAAACUCAUUGACCCUGAUGAGGUCGCCCGCCGCUGGGGACGCAGGAAGAACAAGCCCAAGAUGAACUACGAGAAGCUGAGCCGUGGCCUGCGCUACUACUACGACAAGAACAUCAUCCACAAGACCUCGGGCAAGCGCUACGUCUACCGCUUCGUCUGCGACCUGCAGAACCUGCUGGGGUACUCUGCCGAGGAGCUGCAUGUUAUGCUGGGGGUGCAGCCUGACACCGAGGACUGAGCGAGCUCCUUUUCCGUUUCAGGCAGGUGCAGGAGAAGUGGGCAGUUGCCGUUAAUAGGAGGCCUUCUGAUGUUCACCAGUCUAUGGUGAGCUUGUGGGUUGCACAAUACACUGUGUUGAUAGUCACUGCAUUGACGGAGACCGGAGACACGAGCGGGUGGUGUACCCUCUUCAUCUUUUUUGACUGUGGAGAGGUGACCCUCAGAGCCUGCUGCAGGGGAAAGACUCUCCUUUUUCCUUAUUUGAAUCUGUUAUGGCAAUGGCAGGCUCUUUGCUCAAAGGUGGUGAAAUUCCUGUCCACCUGUAUUUCUCUUGAGCUGCCAGUUUGAAAUGGCUGCAAAUGAGAGAUAUUUGCGCGCGUUAACCUGAGGUAAACGCUCAACAUUCCAGAACGGUUAAAACUGGUACCGAAAGUUUGCCCAAAGAUGACAUAGUUGGCGACUCUAGUUACGCUUCAUAAUGCCUGAGUAUUGGCAAUUAUGCUUGUUAUCUAAAGUCUAUUGAAACUGUAUGACUCCUCCCAUGAGUUACAAUUUGUGGAUGUGCUUUUACUUGUCAAACUUGUUGGUAAUAUGGCAAAUUGUAUGUUCAAUGUUGACACUAUAGCACAAGCAGUGGGGCCUCUGAAAGUAUUUACCGUUCAAGGAGAGGAAUGUGCUUCUGAUUCUGCAAAGAUGUUUACAUUGCCUUCUUACAACUUUGUACAAAGUGCUUUCUACUGUUGUGCUAAGCGGCUUGCAAUCCAAAUUCAGGCUGACAUGCCUACACUGGUGUGUCACACACUGUGUCAGAUGCAGUGAAGAUGCUGCAUUUUUCUCUUCUGUUAAAGGGAAUUUAUUAUUUUUAUUCAUUAUAUUUUUAUUUUGCUUUGUAUUGUUAAAGAUGUAAAUUUAUAUUUUUUAUCAUGUUAUAUGAGUGUAUUAUUAUGUGGAUUUCACUGGACUAAUUUAUUAGCUGAAUUCCAUUUGCAUUUUUUGCAACAGUUGUACAUGUUAUGUAAUUUAUUGUUGGGGUUGCAGUUGGUCAAUAAGAGUUCUAUUUGUUCCUGAUUUGCUGCUUUACUUUCCCUCUCUCUGUGGCCAAAGCGACAUGUGGAUGUAAGAAAAAAAGUUAAACUUUGUGUUUAUAUAUUUCAUUAUGUAUGUUUUUCUCUGUAUCCAACAGACCUGUGCUUGCCACAGGUAUGGACUGGCUAGAGGUGUAAUUACUGUAUGAAUAUUUAAUAAGAAUUGUGAAAAUGGGGCUGAAACCACUUUUUCUCAGGAGGAUGACAUUAUUUAGUAAAUUAAUGUUGUAAAAAUGUUAACCUGAAUCGUAUAUUUCACUGUUUAGACAGACAUGACUUGUCCUGAAAGGGUGUGCUGUCUUAAUUUUAAGUUGUAAAUUCACCUCCUUUCAAUACCUUCUGUGUGAACAGUUUUAAAUUAAAUAGCUGUCAAGUUCUAAUGUUUGGCAGGUGGAUGUAAAUGCAUAGGGACAGGAGAGCUGGGCAUUGUGGAAUGUACACCUUUUAUAUCUAUCGAGAAUACAUUUAUUUGAGGUAGACAUUAUUUUGUACGAAAGACUGAUUUGACUACUUACCCUACAGAAUCCAAUGGAUGGUUCAUGUUCAAAAGCAGAGUAUACUGAGCAGCUUCUCGUUACAGAUGUGUUUGCAUUUUAUGGGCAGAAUUUUGAACUGCAAACAUGCAAACAACAAUGUAAAGGCUGCUGUUAUUUAUUUUGUUUGUGAUGAUACCAUCUGCAUUAAUUUUUUAAAUGGUGACAUUUCUUCUGUGUUAUUUACCCCUACCCAAGAAUAACUGAUUGACAGCGUUGUUACAUUAUAACCUUGUAAUAAAGCUUUAUUUUUUCCUAUGA
Molecule: messenger RNA, 3503 nt
Organism: Conger conger (European conger)
Lineage: Eukaryota; Metazoa; Chordata; Actinopteri; Anguilliformes; Congridae
Gene: ets2
Product: v-ets avian erythroblastosis virus E26 oncogene homolog 2
Exons: 10
Coding region: 243-1643 (466 amino acids)
Biological process (GO): cell differentiation; regulation of transcription by RNA polymerase II
Cellular component (GO): nucleus
Molecular function (GO): sequence-specific DNA binding; DNA-binding transcription factor activity, RNA polymerase II-specific
Source: RefSeq, a predicted model, not a curated record